Messenger RNA from Zootermopsis nevadensis, 1949 nucleotides. It is a transcript of the gene TwdlE, whose product is annotated as TweedleE. Gene Ontology annotation, biological process: chitin-based cuticle development. Lineage: Eukaryota; Metazoa; Arthropoda; Insecta; Blattodea; Termopsidae. The record is from RefSeq and is a predicted model, not a curated record. Gene Ontology annotation, cellular component: chitin-based extracellular matrix. Gene Ontology annotation, molecular function: structural constituent of chitin-based larval cuticle.
CGCAUUCGUAGUCCAGUGAAAACAACAAACCAACGAUUUAAGUUAGGGAACAGUGGUUCUCUUCAAACGAAGCCAUGAGAGUGUUUGUGCUGUUCGCAUCACUCGCGGCUAUUGCCACUGCCCGCCCUGGCAACAAUGGUGGUGGAUUUGGGGGUGGUUUUGGUACUUCUGGAUUUGGGGGAGGAGGUGGAGGACUUGACACAUACUCAGCUCCCCACAUUGGGGGUGGAGCCCCAUCGGGUGGAUACGGUGCCCCCGCACCACAGUACGGAGUACCAGCACAAGCACCUGUAAUCCACAAGCACGUCUACGUGCACGUCCCACCCCCAGAACCCGCAUACUACGCGCCAAAGAAGGCUCUGCCACCCCCUCCGCCCCCACAGAAACAUUAUAAGAUAGUAUUCAUCAAGGCGCCCACGCCGCCUCCACCGACUGUGCCCGACAUUCCGGCCCUCCCGCCACCCGACGAACAGAAGACUCUGAUCUACGUCUUGGUCAAGAAGCCAGACGAAGCACCCGAGAUCAGCAUACCCACGCCGGCGCCAACCAAACCAUCCAAACCUGAGGUCUACUUCAUCAGGUACAAGACGCAGAAACAGGAAGGCUACGCUCCAUCGCAGCCCAGUUCCGGGUACGGAGCUCCAGGGCCGGCCCCUCCGGCCCCCGGAGACAGUUACGGGGCACCGGCUCCAGCACCAUCAGGUCAGUACGGAGCCCCGAGUGGAGGAGGACCGUACUAAGUUCCUUAUGCAACACACAACACACUGUUCGAAUGAGUAAACUGAUACGCCACUCAGUUACUGGCAUUAUUCGGUUUUCAGAUGAUACUGUUGCGGUGGGAACAGGAGUGACAUAAUUUGCAAUGGACAUUGUUCUUUAUGAUAGGAUCAGGAAGGAGAAACAACAAAGCUAUAUUUGAUGUUUGGUGUUGCUGAACAAGCGACUUCUUCAAGCCUUAAAUCUGGGUUCAGAACGAUAAACUCUUACAUUUUUUUAAAAAACAAAAAGAUAUAACAAUUUAACCGUAAGUCAGAAAUGUAAAUUGUUACGAUUUUCAAAAAAGGGAGGGAUUUUCUCCUUCUUUCCAAUUAUUAUAGUAAUACAAUCACAUUUAGGCCUAAUGUGUUCAAAAAAAUUCUGUUCAUGAGACCCUGGUGAUGAUUCUGGGAUAAUAAGGAAUUGUAACAGCGAAAAAAAGGUUUGUGUCAUUUGUGGUCUUCUGGGCUGUGACACCAUGCAGUCUUGUAAGUGGUUGUCACAGUUUCGGAGGAACGUAUCGUCUCCGUCUUCAGGUAGGUUGAGAAAAACGUUUAGAAGGAGCGUCGGUAAUCAGACAAGACUACAAGGCGUCAUGGCAGCCCAGAAGACCAAAAUCGAUAUCUUCACCGUCGAGAGAAACUCAAAUCUCAGAUACCGGCAUAAAUAAACUACUGUAAGGGGCCUGUAAAAACAGAGAAUCAUGCAAGCGUUAUCAAGGUGGAUAAAUGUGAAGUUAAAUUUAAAAUUUAUAUGUAAUUUGGUAUGACUGCUUUUUGAUAACGUAAAAGAUUCACCUUCAAGUAAUGGAAACGUCUAGUUGCAUAAAACGAAUUCGGAUCUUGUUUGGAAUAGUAAUUCUGGAAGUAUCUACCUUGGGUUCUAGUGAAACAAAAUCUUUCAACACUGGAAUCCUAAUUACUUUUACUUAUAUUAAACACUGUUAAAAAAUCGUACGCUAAAAAUUUAUUUUCCAAAAUGCACCGCCAUGCUCUGGUUCUUUAGAUAUAAUUCUAUGUGAUACUUGGGUAAUAUAAUGACCACCCAUACUAUGUCGGAAGUGUUUUGAUUCUAUACACAAUAUUGUUUGGUCUAGUACAAGCUCAUACCUUAAAAUACAAUAAUUUACCAAAUACAAACGCUCAAAACCAGAAGGUUUACAGCACUUGUAACAAAAUAACAUAACAGCGUUA